GCGUAGAGUUGCGCAUACGCACAUGCGCAAUCAAUACAUAGCAACACGAGACUAGUCACAAAACGAAAACAAAAACGGAGAAAAGUGUGGUUAUGUCGUUUAAAAUAAUAUUUUAGAAACAUUGCCGGUUAUUCAUAAUACCACAAAAUAGAAUACCACAAAUAAAAAUAAUUUAUCUAUUUUGAUUCAUCUUCAUUUGAAUUAAUUUUUAUUUCAGUUAUUAUUGAAUCAUUAAUAAUUAAUGUAACAAACUUCAAUUUUAAGCAAUGGCAGAAGAUUGGUUGGGAUCUAUCAGAAGAGCAGAGAAAACAGGCAUUAUACAGAAUGGAAAACGAAAAGUGCAUUACAAAUUUUCCAAUGGUCAUGAAAUGGCUGAAGAGUACAGUGUGGACACCAACAUUCUCCUGCGAAGGGCAUGGCGCCGAAAAACCGACAUCCGAAAGCCUGGUGAAUGGGAAGUUGAGGUUGGCGAUCCUGAGCACCAGUUUAACAAUGUCGACUCCAUUGGGUUGAAGGAGAGUAGCAAUUGUCCAUAUCUGGUGAAGAGAAUAACAAAAACGAGUCUGGAGUGGCGUAUUCGAAACUUGCCAUAUCCUCCUGAAACCUAUUCAGUUACAGCUGAUUCCAACGAGAGGUGCUUGGUUGUGAGGACAACCAACAAGAAAUACUACAAGAAGAUCCCGGUUCCUGAGCUGGAUAGAGUUGGAAUGGUUCCGGAUCAGAGUCUGGUCGAUUUUAGUCAUAAAUUUAACACGCUCAUCAUAACAUACAAGAAACCUGAAGCCGUCCUGCAAAUGGAGAAGAAGGUCAUCGAAGAACUCAAAAAUGUUAAAGAUUUGAAAGAUGGUGACCUAGAAUGCAAUCCAAGCUAACUUCAAUACAUUCUCGUCUUAGUUAUAACAAUCUGAUGAUUUUUUUACCAGAAACAUAACUAGAUUAUUAUUGUAUUGCACAUUAAAUUAGCCUUCAUUCCUAAAAGCACAUAAAAGAUAUAUAUAUAUAUAUAUAUAUAUAUAUAUAUUAUAUAUAUAUAUAUAUAUUUAGACAUAUUUUUUGAAUUCAUGAAUUAAUAAUUAUUCAUUUACACAUUCUCAUAAUUAUCAUUUUAAAAUCAUGGUGCAAUCAUAACAUGAAUUAUCACAAUUUGUGAAACCUGACCAACUUGGUAUUUCUGCCAAAAAAUGUUUACUCAUAAUUCUAACUAAUGAUUUUUAUGCUGACAAUUAUUUAUUAUCACUUGUGAAGAGUAGGUAUUAUUAUUAUUAUUUAUCACCGACUUUUCAAGAUCAUUAUGAAUUGAAUAGAUGCAAGACUCUAAAAACCAAAAAGGUAUUAGGUCUAUUAGAAAUCUAUGUUAGCAAAACAGCUUCUAUCUCUCGUUAUCGAUUAACAUAAUAUAUUAUCAAAACAAAACUCCAACUUCAUUCAGAAACUACGAGAAGAUAUCCAUCAACAUGUAAUUAGCACAGUUUAUAUAGCAACUAGUUUGAUCAAAUUAUUAUAUUUUAAAUUUAAAUCAAAACUGUUUCAAUUUUAAUGUUACCGUUUAGAUUGAUCAUUUCCACUGAUUACUUCAUUUUCUUUUGUAGCUGGUUUCUAUAAGUUUUCUCAAUAGAUGCUAUUAUAAAACACAUUAUGUUUUUUUUUCUUUCGAUAAAAGAUAAGGUCAAAUACGAUUUACUUGUAGUAUUUACCACCCGACCAAAAGGUGUUCCUGAUUGAUUCCAACCAAUCAUCUGAUUCCUUGCAUCUUCUCAGAAAUUCUAGCGAAUCAUGUAUUGUAAACACUACAAGUUUGAACGGACAGCGCUAAAUUCUGCAAAAUAUCGAACAAUUAUUAUUACUGUCCGUUCAAGUGGGCGAAAACUUCAAUCAAUUUUGUUACCUCCGCUUUGAACUAUGUAUUUGUAGUGUCAUUCCAUUUUCACACAUGUAUGCUGUUAAUGAUUGCACUAAAGAAUAAGAAAAAUAUUACUUUGAUAUAGGCUAAUACCACAGAGUAGAAAAGCACUGUAUGUUUCCGUGCUAAUACCAUAGCCACCUCUAAUACAUUAGAGGUGGCUAUGCUAAUACUCAAUUAAUUUUUCAUCGUUUUAAUAAUUUUAAUAAAUUUGUUGUUUUUUUUAAAUGAGUAAAAGUUGUUUUUAAGAAGUAA
Molecule: messenger RNA, 2155 nt
Organism: Nilaparvata lugens (brown planthopper)
Lineage: Eukaryota; Metazoa; Arthropoda; Insecta; Hemiptera; Delphacidae
Product: protein DPCD
Exons: 4
Coding region: 267-872 (201 amino acids)
Source: RefSeq, a predicted model, not a curated record